AUGAUAAAUAUUGGAAUAAAAGUGUUUGAAAACAAAGGUUUAAGAUAUGUAUUGAAAGUACCCUUCUGCACUUCUCGAUCAUAUGUACGCCAACAGGUCGAUCAGGAUCUGAAAAUUAAAGAAUACGCUCAAAAUGAUGAUUAUCCGAUUGAUGAAGAAAAAUUUGCUGUACUAACAACGACAUCAGAUGAAAGUUUAACAUCUUUGUCAACUCAACUGAAAGAUAAUUUUGCUGGUCCGUUAAUUUCCGAACGAGAAUACUUUGUUGAUCAAACAACAAGUACAAUAAAAAAUUCAACUAUAUCUUCACUAGAUGGUACUAUAGAUACAAUUACCAGCAUUAAAGCGGUCGAAGAUCAUUCAUCUGUUUUAUUGUAUUCGGCCAAUACUGUUGAUCUAUUUGACCAUUCGACACCACAGGAACAAGGUAAACAAACACGCAGAGAUUUAACUGAUGUUUCUGUUACGGAUCAGCAAGGCUCAAUAAAUGUAACGCGUAUUGACAAUGUUGAUUACACUUCUGCGCUGAAUGAAGCAACUUUAACAAAUGAUGAAUUAGUAACAGAUAAUCAAAAUUUAACCUCACCAUUCAGUUCGUUUUAUGACUAUAAUACGACAGACGUGCAAGAACAAUACUCAAAUAUUUCAGCUACGUUUGAUAACAUUACUGUGACCAAUAUUAAUGAUACAUUUCGUACUACCCCUGAGUACACGGAAUAUAGUGAACACACUAAACUCAAUGAUCAAGAUUUUUCUUCAUUUUUCAUAACUGAUGAUGAAUCGAGCCCUUCAACUGCUGAUGAUAAAUCACGUUCGAUCGUUAUAUUUAGUGGCAAAGCGGAUAUUUCUGAUUUAACAACAUUUACUGAUAGCGAAUAUCGAACAACAUUGCCUGAUGUUGGUGUUGACGAAUUAACAACAAAAUUCGAAGAAACAUUAAUAUUGGAUGAUAUUUGUCGUGCAAAUCCUGACUCAUGUUCAUGGGUAAAUUCAUACGAUACGGAUGAAACUGAUUCACUUUUACCACAAACCAAAUGGAAAAAAACAGUCUCAUUUUCAUCUGCUGCACCAAUUAAAAGACCGGCAGUGAAAUUAAAAUAUACGAAAUCAAUUAAUAUCAAAACAAAUGGUUGUUUAAAAUUUUCAAUAUGGACAAAGGGAAAUCUUAGAAACAGUCAAUUUUGGAUUGAAGAGCUAUCGACAAGAAAUGGUUAUGAAGAAGUUUUAAUCAGAAAAAUACGCUUUUCACUUAUAUUUAAAAAUGAGACAGACUGGACACACAUUCAACAUACAAUAACAAAAAAUAUAUUCCCACAAAAAACACUAAUGUUAAAAUUCAGAAUUAAAUUCACAGACCCAUUUGUUGAUAGUUUAGCGAUUUCAAAUUUCAAAUUAGACUUGACAAAAGAAUGUUCAAAUGAGUCUGGUCUGUUGACUACCCAAAAUUAUCGACAUAAUGUAACUACAACAACGAAAUCGACUCCUUUUCCUCGUUAUGCAACAAUUAGUGAUGCUAGACGAGGAACAACAACCAAAUCGUCUCCUUUACCUCGUUAUACAACAACUAAUGAUUCUAGACGAAGAAUAACAACCAAAUCGUCUCCUUUUCCUCGUUAUACAACAACUAGUGAUGCUAGACGAAGAACAACAGUAAAUCGUUCAACGAUUGUUCAACAUCCUUUAACUGUUUCAUUGUUCGAUGAAACCGAAGGUUCUGUAACAGCUUCAUCAUUUGAUGCAACUGAAGGUUUUGUAACGGUUUCAUCAUUUGAUGAAACUGAAGGUUCUGGUUUAACAUCAAAUAUGUUCCCUACGGAAUAUGUUAAAAUCACUACUAACGAUGAAACAAGUGCUGUGAUAAUGAAUAAUGAUACUAUUUAUACUACUGAUGAUUUUUCAUCAUUCGCAAAUACAAUAGAUGGUAGUAGUUCUGAGAUAGACAGUACCGUUAGUUUUUUAACUACAUUUGAAACAAUUAUUGAUACAUCAUCAUCAGCAUCAUCUAUACAAGAGGACUCAUUUUCCACAGUUUCUUCUGAAAUAAAAACAAGUAAACCAGCUAUUUCUUCUAAUAAAUCACAUCAUCGUUCAUCAUUAUUACUCGUAUUUCCACUUGAAAUGCGUGUAGGAAAUCGUCUUAUUAUUAUUAUAUCAACAUUAUGUUUAUCACUUAUCUGUUGUACAACUUUAUUUGCCGUAUGCGCUCUACGUCGUCGUCGAUCUGGCGUAUGGAACGUACGUUUUGAUUCACCAAUACAAUUGAUUCGUAAAAUAUCUUUACAUUCAUUACCGUUGAAACAAAUAAGUCGACAAGCUUCGUCAAUUGUACAACAGCCAAAAAGUACAAUUUUAACAGCUGUUAGUACAAUUUACGGCAAAGAUGUAUCAGCACGUUACGAAGUGAACAGUACACCAUCAUUAUCAACAUCAUCAUUAUUGAGCCAAACGUCAAAACUGUCAGAUAGUUCAGCUUCAUCUUAUUAUACUUACUUGUGA
Messenger RNA from Didymodactylos carnosus, 2496 nucleotides. NCBI's taxonomy places the organism in Eukaryota, Metazoa, Rotifera, Eurotatoria, Philodinida, Philodinidae. The record is from the annotation of a GenBank genome assembly.